Anoplophora glabripennis (Asian longhorned beetle) is the source of this 708-nucleotide messenger RNA. Its product is annotated as fatty acid-binding protein homolog 5-like. Gene Ontology annotation, biological process: fatty acid transport. Gene Ontology annotation, molecular function: fatty acid binding. The coding region runs from base 98 to 499 and encodes 133 amino acids. The record is from RefSeq and is a predicted model, not a curated record. Lineage: Eukaryota; Metazoa; Arthropoda; Insecta; Coleoptera; Cerambycidae. Gene Ontology annotation, cellular component: nucleus; cytosol. The transcript has 5 exons.
AUUAUACAUAUACAUAUACAUAUCAAAAUGUUCUAAAUGUUGACACUGUAAGUGUGUUUACUUUACAUCUGGUUUUCUACAAAAUAAGGUGCCCAAAAUGGUGCAGUUUGAAGGAAAAUAUACUCACCAGAAAAAUGAAAACCUUGACGAAUACUUUAAAGCACUAGGUGUCCCAUACAUUCCUAGAAAAAUGAUGUGUUCUUCGAGUCCAUCUUUGGAAAUUAGCAAGAAUGGUGAAGAAUGGAACGUUACUAUUGCCACCCUCAUGAAGACUACAGUUAACAAGUUUAAACUUGGUGAAGAAUAUGAAGAAAGCAUGCCAGGUGGAAUUUUGAAGAAUAAUACAAUUUUGGAAGGAGAUAAGUUGAUUACAAAGUCAGUUGGCCCCAAUAAUACAAAUAUAUCUCGCAUUUAUGAAUUUUCUGAUGAUGGAUGUGUCAUAAUUUACAAACAUGAAACAAGUGGGAUUGAAGCCAAGCGUUAUUUUAAAAGGAUGUAAUUUUUCUCUCCAUUCGUAUUUAAUAUUAUUAGGAUCUAACGAUUUUUAUCAUAUCUAGAUGUUUAACAGUCAAUGGGAUUGUGUAAUAUUUUUAAUUUAAGGUGUACAUAUAUUCUUGCAAUUAUGUACCUAUAUUUUGAUAAAUGGUUUUAUAUUGUUAUCUAUGCUGUGUAAUUUAUAAUCUCAGUACAUAUAUAUCUUAUUUCAUA